CCUACUUGCUAUGAGAUGGUAUGACACAAAAAGGAAAUUUUGCUUGAAUCUUGAAGUGGUUGUGUUUCCGAAAACAAAAGAAAAAUACAAACAAAGUUGAGAGUAUAAAGAAAAUGUGUAAAACAUAAAAUUACUGUGUCAAGUGGUUUUACAUCGAAAAGUUUGUGAGUGAGGCUUAACGAAAAUAUUUCAAGGAAAAUCCAUCUAAAGCCUAAAAUCUUGGCGAGAAGUGGAGGCAAAAAAUGGGUGUUGCUGCUCUGCUACAAACACUGGCAACGACAACAACAACAAAACUGGCAGCGCAUCACAAACAUCAGCAGCAGCAGCAGAAAAAUAGAAACAAAUUUACAAUCAAACAGCAAAAAAAAAGGCAAUGCCAAGUGUCAAAUAAUUAGUGUGGUGUGGUGUGUUGUUGCCCAUAGGCUUGUUGGAGUCCCCAAAGGCCUUGUCAACAGAUGCCAAAUAAUAAAGAAUAAUAUUACAAUCAUUGGAUAAUUUGGAGUUUGUGAGUGUGUGUGUGUGGAAAAGAAGCAAGGAUCUCCAAAGUGACGUCUUAAAAUUACCAGCAACAAAUAUAAGUAUUGUACUUUGGAGUAGAAAAAAGCAGUAUUGCGAUUUCCAAGAAAAAGAUUGCCAAAGAUUGAUAUGUAGAGGUUUGAUAACCAACUGUGUCACUCCCUUGACAAAUAAUUAAUAAUCACUAAUAUAACAUCACAAUAUAUUUAUAAUUAUUUAUUGUUCUAUAUAUUCUUGAGUGUCCGUCUUGUCGUUGUCGUGUUUAUUUGCCGUUGUCGGUUGGUUGUGUCGUCUUCGUCGUCAUUAUAAAUAUACGUAAUUUCGUCAUUGUUGCCGUUGUUGUUGUUGCAUUGUGUAGCAAACAAACUCUGUUGUACAUCAAAGCCUUGCUCUCCCUCUCUGGCGCUCCUAUCGAACGCAUACAAAAUAACUCGAGCGCCAAAGCGAUCUGCAGUAUUUUGUAUUAGAUCAAAAUAUAUAUAAUUUCUUGUUGUUGUGUGCAGCUUGAAGCAAAAAAAAAAGGAAAGAAAAUUUUAUGCCACAAAAAUUAAUAUUUUACAAUUGGAAAAUGAUUUUAUGCGUUCUAUUUUAAUAUCUAUCCUCUCCUCUGUUCCUUUUGGUGUUGUGCGUGUGUGUGUGUGUCUGUGUGCGUAGGUCCUUUGUGCUCUGUUUUAUUACGCCGCCAACGUUUGCCGUGUGUUAUACAGCUGUUUUUGAAAAAAAAGAAAUCGCCGCAUCUACGCACUCUCGUGUUUGUUCGUUUAAUUGUGUGGAUCGUCAUUGCCGCCAGCUGAAAUUUGAACGAUCUUGUUUCGUGCUGCCAAACUUUGUCCUUUCGCCUGUGUAAACAGGCCAAAGGCAAGCAGUAAAAUACUUUGUUUUGUUUUUAAAUCGGUCACCGCUGCCGUUAAGGAAUUUGGAAUUCCUUGCGCAGACCAUAGAGUGUGCCCGGUGUACAUUCAAGUGCCAGUAUAAAAAUGCCGCCUGCACUCAUAAAUAUUGCAGAGUUCGUUGAGGAAACUCGAGAUGAUUACAAUUCACCAACAACAUCGACAUUUGCAUCUCGUAUGCCAGAAUGUCGACAAACGAUAGCAGUUCUGGAGGAGCGUUUGGAAUUCGACCGUGAAGGACUAACAAAAUUGAAGAAAGCAGUCAAGGCCAUACACAAUUCGGGAAAUACUCAUGUGGACAAUGAAAUGUUUCUGGUAAGAGCCCUUGAACGUUUAGGUGGCAAGGUAAUCGAUCAGGAUGAACCGGAUAUUGGGGCGGCAUUUCUUAAAUUCUCCGUGGUGACAAAGGAGUUGAGUGCAUUGAUGAAAACAUUGAUGCAAAAUAUCAACAAUAUUGUCAUGUUUCCGGUCGACUCAAUGCUGAAAAGUGAACUGAGAGGUGUCAAGGGCGACAUGAAGAGGCCCUUUGACAAGGCUGCCAAAGAUUAUGAAGCUAAAUUCAUUAAAAUCGAGAAAGAGAAAAAAGCUCAGGCCAAGGAGGCAGGCAUGGUGCGAACAGAAAUCGAUGCCGCCGUUGUAGCCGAAGAAAUGGAAAAGGAAAGACGCCUCUAUCAGCUGCAAACAUGUGAAUAUUUAUUGAAAUAUAAGGAAAUCAAAACAAAAACUGGCAUCGAGCUGCUGCAGCACUUCAUCGAAUACUAUCAUGCAUUGAAUAACUAUUUCAAGGACGGCCUGCAAACAAUCGAACACUUUGGCACAUACAUCAGUGAUUUGAGCGAUAAGUUGCAUAAAAUCAAACAACGGCAAGAUGAGGACAGACGCAGUUUACUCGAGCUGCGAACAUUGUUGCGUAGCACACCCGACUUUGAGCGUGUGGAAAAUGUGCCCACGGACAAGGGAGGAGGAGGAACGGGAUAUUCACUGCAUCAAUUACAGGGAGAUAAACAUCAUGGUGUCACACGUUCCGGCCAUCUCCUAAAGAAGAGUGAGGGCAAAGUCCGAAGGGUAUGGCAAAAGCGACGAUGUCGAGUUACCAGUGAUGGUUUUCUCGAUAUAUGUCAUGCCGAUGAGACGAAACCGCCAACACGUGUAAAUUUGCUCACAUGUCAAAUAAAACCAGUACCGGAUGAUAAAAGAGGGUUUGAUUUAAUCAGUUACAAUCGUCCAUAUCAUUUUCAAGCGGAGGAUGAGUCCGACCAAAAGGCCUGGAUGGCUGUUUUGGUGAAUUGUAAAGAAAAAGCUUUAGCUAAGGCAUUCCAGCAUGCAAAUCCACAAAUGAGUCCUAGCUUAGUGGAGUUACAAAAGACUGUUAUCAGAUACGUCCAACUAUUGCCGGGCAAUGAUCAAUGCUGUGAUUGCGGUUCACGCAAUGAUGUUACCUGGAUAAGUCUGAAUUUUGGCAUUCUCGUUUGUAUACAAUGCUCAGGCGUUCAUCGUGAUCUCGGUGUUCAUCAUUCACGCAUACAAAGUUUAACGCUGGACAAUUUAACAACGGCCAAUCUGUUGAUAGCACGUGCCAUGGGUAAUCAUGCUUUAAAUGAAAUUAUGGAAGCAACCUUGGGAAAGGGUAAACUCACACCAGACAGUACAAUGGAACAACGUUACGAUUUCAUACGCGCCAAAUAUGUGGCAAAACGUUAUGUGAUGCGCACCUGUGCCGAUGAGAAUGAUUUGCGUUGUGACCUCGAACAGGCUGUGGCCAAUGCCGAUAUGAGUCAACUGCUACAAGUAUGGGCCGAGGGUGCUGAUCUCACAUGUUGUCUGCCCUCCUGGGAUGAUGGUGUUACGGCUUUGCAUUUGGCUGUUCUGCGGGAGACUGGUUGUACGCUACACAUUGUGGAUUUUCUUAUACAGAAUAUGCCACCGAAGGGUUUGAACAGAGUUACCAAUCCACCCAGUAUUUUAAAUGUGACGGGCAAAAAUUCCGCCUUGCAUUUGUGUGCUUCACAUGAUAAGCGUGAAUGCAUAAAACUCUUGUUGCGCUCGGGAGCCGACUAUGAAUUACGCAAUUCGCAGAACAAGACCGCUUUGGAUAUAGCCAAAGAGAUGGGCCACAAUGUGUGCAAGGAGUUGAUUGAGUGUGCCAUGCGACGUGAGAAGAGUGCUUUUGAUCAUAUUAACACAGAUUGGAAUUUACCAAAUGAAGAUGGAUCUACAGAUUUCUCGGACGAUGAUACGGUUAUAGAUGAACGAAAGCGUUCUCGUCCUCCCAGCUUUGCCGGUGGUGAUUCGCCGGUUUUACGUUCACGUUCCUCAACUUGUGAUUCAAUACAAAGUAGUUCUAGUCCCAUAGCGAAUUGUCCCAGCCGACAAUUUGCAAUGCCCAUGUAUCAACAAUCGGCUGGCACCUCGCCAAAACAACAAAUGUCUUUGGGUCAGUAUUUGGGUAGCGCUGGUAAUAUCAAUGCUGCCGUUGCCAGUGUUGUCGGUGGUAGUAGUAGUGCUGUGGGUGGCGGUGGUUCAAGUCCCAGUUCAGCGUCCAGUCAAAGUGGACGUUUGGCAUCGAGAAGUAACAGUGAGUUUGGUGGCGGAGCAAGAAAAUCCACAUCAACAGCAAAUAUGAAUUCACUGAAGAAACGUACGGCGCCAGCACCGCCGCCCGGCACAAGUUCAUCUUCUGCAUCGAAUUUCUAUGGCACCUUGCCGCAUCCACCAAGGCAUUCGCAAAACUUCGAUUCAAAUGAUAUACGAACGCACAAUCAUAAAAAUCAAUCAAUGGAUGCCGCGUCCUAUGGUACCCUGCCCCUGUUGCGCUCUGUCGACAGCAGUCCACGUAUAAUGGGCGGUCACAAUAGCUCCACAUCACAUGGUGGUGGUAGUGGUGGUGGCUUUUAUGAACGCCUAGAUAAGCUUGUCUCUCAGGAUCCCAAUGGUGGUCCAACGGGCCAUCACAUAAUUCCAGCCAUGACCACAUUCGGUCACAAACGUUCACCCAGUGGAGAAUCGUUGAAUCGUAAUUUGCAUUUGGCGGGAGCGAAAUUAGUACUGCCACCAGCGGGAGAGAUACCAAUGUUGAAGCAUGUGGAUAAAUCGGCAUUGGCGCGACCAAAAAUACCACCUCCCGGACCUCCACCAGAGCGAGAAAUUUCCAAUGGGCAAUCCAAUGAAAGUAUUAGCUCCAUAGACGAGGGACCCAUUGCGCCACCCCGCAAGCGCAAACAUAAUAAAUUAUUGAAAUUAUCACAACCCAGUGAAGAAACGCUAAUGAAUCAGUCAACCAAUUACACCGAAUAUGAGUCAUGGAACACUGAUAUGGACUCUUCAGGUGGUGGUCUAGACCAUUCGGCCGAUUCGAAUUUAUCAUCGAGCGAUAACGAUCGGAUUAACUCAUCGCCCGAUAAUCUUUUAAAAGGCCCCAGCGGUAGCGGAGGGGGAGUGGGAGGUGGUGGUGGUGGUAUUGGUGGAGGCGUCAGCGUAAGCUCUGGCAAUAAAUUUAACUAUGCGGGCCAUCGACGUUGUCGUGCUUUGUACGAUUGUUCAGCCGACAAUGAUGAUGAGUUGGAAUUCAAAGAAGGCGAGGUAUUAAUUGUUCUCAAUGAACGAACAGACGAUGAGAACUGGAUGGAAGGAGUUAUAGAGGGUAAUCCUGCGAGGCAUGGCAUGUUUCCCGUAAGUUUCGUCCAUAUGCUACCCGAUUAAGUAAUAACACAACAACAACUACUACAACAACAACAACAAACGAAACCACAACAAUAUUUGGGUUAGCCUUAUUAAAUAACAUGGUGUAAAUGUAGAGAAUAAAAAUCCAACCAAUAUCAUAUAGUAUCAAACUCAAAACAAGCAACAACAACAACAACAACAACAAUAACACAAAACAAUCGUUACAAAUAAUCGUAUGAAGAUGAGACAAAUUAAUAAUGAUGUUGUAAUUUAAACCAAGACAAAGUAGUUGUUCUCUUUUAGUUUUUGUUUUAGAUGUAAUAAACAAAACAAAACUAAUUUUGUUCCGCUCCAAAAUUUUACUCAAGGUUAUUGUGUACCAACGUACAUUCAUGUAUUUCAUAAAUAAUGUUUUAUAACAAACAAACAAACGCAAACGUAUUAUAUGAUGUAAUUAUUAUUAUUAAUAUUAAAUAUAUAUGCCUAAAGAAAGAAUGAAAGGAAAAGAAAACACAAAAAAUUAAAAAAAAAACAUAAUUUUAUUAAAUUAUCAUACUAUUUAUUUCUUUUUACCCUCAAUCUACCAAAAGAAGUAUACAAAAACACACCAUAUAUACAUGUGUGUGUAUAUGUGAACACCUUUUAUUUCUAUAUCCUGUUUGUUUUUGUACAUAUUAUUUUUGUAUAGCGUUUUUCUAUAUAAUACUUUCUUUUCCCGAUUUCUUUUUGUUUUUAACUUUAGAGAUUGUCCUUAUACUCUCUAUAUAUUGACACUCACUGUAUAUUGUAAAAUAUUGCUUUAUUAAGAAUGAUAUACAACUAAACUAAAAAAAAACAACAACAACAACAAAAAACUCAAAUCACAAACAAAACAAAGUAACAAACAAAAAACACCUCCUAUGUAAUGUUUUUGAAAAAUUGCUAUGCUAUAUACCUAUAUAUAUAUAUAAUAUACAAAACAUACCUAUAUUCAUGUAUUUCAUAAAAUUGAACUAAAAUCAUAAUCACAAUUGAAAAACUAAUUUGGAAUUGCUUAAAAAUUAAACAAAAAAAAUAGAAAAGAAUUGAUAAAAUAUCGUAUUGUGUAGUAGUUAUUAAUGAUUUAAAGUUUCUACUUGGGGAAUGUUAUAAAUAUUCAAAUGGAAAUAAAUUUAACAAAUAGCAGUUUGUAAAUGUUUAUAUAUGUAUGUGUGGGGCAAACGUAAGCAAUGGCUGCAAGUGGG
This is a messenger RNA of Stomoxys calcitrans (stable fly), 6289 nucleotides long. It is a transcript of the gene Asap, whose product is annotated as arfGAP with SH3 domain, ANK repeat and PH domain-containing protein. The transcript has 16 exons. Gene Ontology annotation, cellular component: cytoplasm. Gene Ontology annotation, biological process: positive regulation of GTPase activity. Gene Ontology annotation, molecular function: GTPase activator activity; protein binding. The coding region runs from base 1494 to 5105 and encodes 1203 amino acids. The record is from RefSeq and is a predicted model, not a curated record. NCBI's taxonomy places the organism in Eukaryota, Metazoa, Arthropoda, Insecta, Diptera, Muscidae.